This is a messenger RNA of Thlaspi arvense, 1621 nucleotides long. Lineage: Eukaryota; Viridiplantae; Streptophyta; Magnoliopsida; Brassicales; Brassicaceae. The record is from the annotation of a GenBank genome assembly.
UUUUUUCUCCCCAGAUUUCUAUAAGAGUCCCAAUAUAUCUCAAAGCUCGUACAUUCACUGUCUUUAAUUCUCACUCCUCUCUCUCUCCUCUGUUCUAAUUCUCUCCGACCACAACAAACACUUUGCUCAGCUUCUGCUGCUCCAAUGGCGGCUCUUUCGACAUGGAUUUUAGCUAUGAUGUGCCUAUUCUUCUUCGCCGGAGCAAUGGAGAACAGUACAGACGACAAAAUCUCAUCUCUUUCUAGAUCGGACGAAGUCGAAUGGAACAAACACGCAGUGACGAAUCCAGAUGAUGUGGCGGACGAAGUUCUCGCCUUGGUUGAAAUGAGUGUAAGAAACCAUACCGAGAGGAGGAAGCUGGGCUACUUUACUUGCGGAACAGGCAACCCAAUCGAUGAUUGUUGGCGAUGCGAUCGCAACUGGCACAAGAACCGCAAACGCCUAGCGGAUUGCGGAAUCGGAUUUGGAAGAAACGCGAUCGGUGGUCGUGACGGGCGUUUCUACGUAGUCACUGACCCUAGAGACGACAAUCCGGUCAAUCCUAGACCGGGGACGUUACGUCACGCCGUUAUCCAAGACCGACCACUAUGGAUCGUUUUCAAACGUGAUAUGGUUAUGUUGCUCGGACAUAGUGAUUCUUACAUGAGGGAUAAAGCUAUGCAAGUUACCAUUGCUUAUAACCAUUUUGGGGUCGGACUUAUUCAAAGAAUGCCGAGGUGUCGACACGGGUAUUUCCAUGUCGUGAACAAUGACUACACUCACUGGGAGAUGUACGCGAUCGGUGGAAGCGCAAACCCGACAAUCAACAGUCAAGGAAACCGCUACGCCGCUCCGAAAAAUCCAUUUGCCAAAGAGGUGACGAAGAGAGUGGACACACCGGCCAGUCAUUGGAGAGGAUGGAAUUGGAGAUCGGAAGGAGAUUUGCUUCAGAACGGAGCUUACUUCACUUCUUCAGGAGCCGCCGCGUCCGGUAGCUACGCACGUGCUUCUAGCCUCGCCGCUAAAUCUUCUUCAUUGGUCGCAACCAUUACUUCCGACGCCGGAGCUCUACCUUGUCGCAGAGGACGCCAAUGUUCCUCAUAGUUGUUUUUUAACCUCCUCCCACCACCAUUGCCACCAAAAUUCAAAACCAUCUUCCUUUAUAUUCAGACGAAAGUGUACAUUUUCACACAUUUGUCAUUUAAAAGCCAAUUAUCUUUCUUUUUUUUGGGUGUGUUUGUGUCGAUUUUUCUCAACCUCGGGUUUGCUUGCGUCAGUCGCAAGUUGACACAAGAAAAGGGGAAGAACCCAACCUUUCAUGUAAAAGAGAAGCUCCCGAAGUGUUGUUGGUUCUGUCUGAUCAACUCAGAUUGUUAUUCCUCCUCUCACUGUCAUCUACCAAGAAAAAAAAACAAGAAUAUUAUGUUCUGUUCUUUGUAUUUUUUGUAUUUCUUGAGGUUUAUAAUUUAAUAUAGAGUCUAAAUGAUUUGUGAAUCGUUCUACUUUUUCUUAUUAUUGUUUUUUUUUUGGUUGGCUGGAUUUGUUAGCUUUAUUUCCCCAUGUGGUUGUAACUUGUCAUGAUUGUACUUUUUAGCUUUUAUAGCAAGCAACCAAUAGUAAUUGGGAGGUUCUAUAAAAAAAA